This is a messenger RNA of Ipomoea nil (Japanese morning glory), 1778 nucleotides long. Its product is annotated as aspartic proteinase-like. Gene Ontology annotation, biological process: lipid metabolic process; proteolysis. The coding region runs from base 111 to 1649 and encodes 512 amino acids. The record is from RefSeq and is a predicted model, not a curated record. Gene Ontology annotation, molecular function: aspartic-type endopeptidase activity. NCBI's taxonomy places the organism in Eukaryota, Viridiplantae, Streptophyta, Magnoliopsida, Solanales, Convolvulaceae. The transcript is spliced from 14 exons.
AUAUUUAUUAGCUAUAUAUAUACCCGGCAUAUCUAAGCACUUCAUAUUCUCUAAAAAUUCCCUAUCCACCCUUGAUCUCUUGCAGAGUCUUGCUUGUCUAAUUGGUCAAAAUGGGAGUGAAAGCUUUGGUGGUCACUCUGUUUCUUUCAUCCCUUGUGUUUCCGCUGGCAUUCUCCAAAUCAAAUGAUGGGUUUGUGAGAAUUGGGUUGAAGAAGAUGAAAAUUGAUAAGAACAACCGAAUUGCUGCGCGGCUUGAAGCCAAGGCGGGAGACUCACUUAGGGCGUCUGUAAGAAAGUAUUAUAACCUCCAUGGUAGAAAUGGGGAUUUACAGGAUACUGAUAUUGUUGGGCUAAAGAAUUACAUGGAUGCUCAAUACUUUGGGGAGAUUGGUGUUGGAACUCCUCCCCAGAAGUUUACUGUUAUCUUUGACACUGGAAGCUCUAACUUAUGGGUGCCUUCAUCAAAGUGCUAUUUCUCGGUUCCGUGUUUUUUCCAUUCCAAGUACACCUCUAGCCAAUCCAGUACUUACGAGAAGAAUGGGAAGUCUGCUGAAAUUCAUUACGGGACUGGAUCAAUAUCUGGUUUCUUCAGCCAAGAUAGCGUUCAAGUUGGUGAUCUUGUUGUAAAAAGUCAGGCAUUUAUCGAGGCAACAAGUGAGCCGGGUGUGACUUUUUUGGUUGCCAAGUUUGAUGGCAUAUUGGGUCUUGGAUUCCAGGAGAUCUCGGUUGGAGAUGCUGUUCCAGUUUGGUACAACAUGGUAAACCAAGGUUUAGUUCAGGACCCUAUCUUCUCAUUUUGGCUUAACCGAAACCCACAAGAGCAAGAAGGGGGAGAACUUGUGUUCGGUGGGGUUGACCCGAAACACUACAAAGGGGAACACACCUAUGUUCCAGUGACACAGAAAGGUUAUUGGCAGUUUGAUAUGGGUGAAGUCCUAAUUGAGGGUAAACCAACUGGGUUCUGCAGUGGUGGAUGUUCUGCAAUCGCAGAUUCUGGAACUUCUCUGAUAGCUGGUCCAUCGAGUAUUAUUACCAUGAUCAAUCACGCCAUUGGAGCUGAUGGAGUAGUUAGCAAGGAAUGCAAAGCCGUGGUUGAAAACUAUGGACAAAGAAUGAUUGAUUUGCUUGUAAUGGAGGCACGUCCAAAGAAGAUAUGCUCGCAAAUUGGGUUAUGCACCUUCAAUGGAAACCGUGGUGUUAGCAUGGGAAUCGAGAGCGUUGUAGAUGAGAAAAAUGGGGUAUCAGCCGAUCUACAUGAUGCUAUGUGCUCGGCUUGUGAAAUGACGGUUGUUUGGAUGCAGAAUCAACUUAGCGAGAAUCAGACUCAAGAAAACAUUUUGUCUUAUGUGAAUGAGCUUUGCAACCGGCUACCGAGCCCCAUGGGAGAAUCAGGCGUCGACUGUGGAAAGCUUUCCACCAUGCCUUCUGUUUCCUUCUCAAUUGGUGGAAAAGUGUUCGACCUCUCCCCUAAUGAGUACAUACUGAAGGUGGGCGAGGGAAGCGCAGCACAGUGCAUUAGUGGCUUCACGGCUUUGGAUGUCCCUCCUCCUCGCGGACCUCUCUGGAUAUUGGGAGAUGUUUUCAUGGGCAGAUACCACACUGUGUUUGAUUAUGGCAAGAUGAGGGUUGGAUUUGCUGAAGCAGCUUAAUGCCCCCUAUUAUCCCUUUAUUCAUUUUCUUGCUGCCAUUAUCUAAUAUGUAUGAGUGGUUUAAUUUAAGUAGAUAGAUGUACUUGCGAAUCUGGGCAUAUAUAGACGUACAUUUGUAAACUAUGAUUA